This is a messenger RNA of Acanthamoeba castellanii str. Neff, 477 nucleotides long. RefSeq lists its product as uncharacterized. Lineage: Eukaryota; Discosea; Longamoebia; Acanthamoebidae. The transcript is spliced from 4 exons. The record is from RefSeq and is a predicted model, not a curated record. The coding region runs from base 1 to 477 and encodes 158 amino acids.
AUGGUGCGGGCGUGGUCUUUGAGCUCCCUCUUGCUGCUUCUUGCCGUUUCUCUGUGCGCCAGCCCGACCUCAGGUGCCGAGGAUGUAAUGGCGGCGGCGGAGGACCCAGCCCGCAAUCUGGCAUGCCUCCUCAAGUACGGCUCUAUCACGGCCACCGACUACUGCCUGUGCGUCGCCGGCGUGACCGACAACUUUGCCUGCAGUUACGACUGCUCGUGCGAUGUUCUUGGCCUGCAGUGCAAUGCCUCCACUUGCCAGCUGUCGAAGCAAAUGAUCGGGCUGCUGGUGUUUGCUGUCUUUGCUUCCCUGGUGGGCGUAAGCAGCUGCGUCGUGCUGUGCUGCUAUCUCAGCAGGAACAGGAGGCGGCACACGAACUACUACAUUGUCCAGCACACCACCGAGUUGCCAAUCUACGAGCCACACCACCACAAGCACCAGCACCACGCGCACCUCCAGCACCAGCCCAGCAACUACUGA